Molecule: messenger RNA, 2317 nt
Organism: Carassius carassius (crucian carp)
Lineage: Eukaryota; Metazoa; Chordata; Actinopteri; Cypriniformes; Cyprinidae
Product: ras-related protein Rab-6B
Exons: 8
Coding region: 216-1112 (298 amino acids)
Molecular function (GO): GTP binding; GTPase activity
Source: RefSeq, a predicted model, not a curated record
UAAUCUUUUCGUUUUCUCUUUUAUUACCAAAAUGGGAAUUCUUUCCAAGGACCACCGGGGACCCCCUUAAGUAGGCUACCCCCAGGGUACACAUACAGUACCCCUGGUUGGGAAUUACCAACUCUGAGAUUUAACCACUGCUGAACUCACGCACCACCCAAGUAUUUUAACAUAAAUCUAUAUAGACUCUCCAGUGGGCGAUACGACAUGACGUCAUGGUUGAUACAAUAGACGUCACGAUCCGUUGGGUUGAUACAGCAUUACGUCUUGUAUGUGCGAGAGAGAGAGAGAGAGAGAGAGAGAGAGGUGAGGCCGCGCAUGCGCAGCCGCUAUUAAGCCUGACAGCCGAUCCAGUGCAGCAUUCCUGUUUCCAAACGCACAGGAGCGCCGCUUUCUCCAUCGCUCUGCCCCAUCCAGACAUUUACACCGGUGGGAACACGCUGUUAAAAAACAAGCCCUCAAACAUGUCUGUGGGUAAUGACUUUGGAAACCCUUUAAGGAAAUUCAAACUCGUCUUUCUUGGAGAGCAAAGCGUGGGGAAGACUUCCCUGAUCACACGCUUCAUGUAUGACAGCUUUGACAACACGUAUCAGGCAACAAUUGGAAUUGACUUCCUGUCAAAAACCAUGUAUUUGGAGGACAGAACGUUGGGCGUCUCUGACUUCCAGGUUCGGCUGCAGUUGUGGGACACGGCAGGCCAGGAACGUUUCAGGAGCCUCAUUCCGAGCUAUAUAAGAGACUCCACUGUAGCUGUAGUGGUCUAUGACAUCACAAAUGUGAAUUCAUUCCAGCAAACUUCCAAAUGGAUCGAUGAUGUGAGAACGGAGAGAGGAAGUGAUGUCAUCAUCAUGCUGGUGGGCAAUAAAACAGAUCUGGCAGAUAAGAGGCAAAUCACAAUUGAGGAAGGUGAGCAGCGGGCCAAGGAGCUGAGUGUGAUGUUUAUUGAGACCAGUGCCAAGACAGGCUACAACGUCAAACAGCUGUUUCGACGUGUUGCAGCUGCCCUUCCAGGAAUGGAGAGCAUGCAGGAGACAAGCAAAGAAGGCAUGAUUGACAUAAAACUGGACAAACCACAGGAGCCUCCAACUGCUGAGGGCGGAUGUUCCUGUUAAUAGUUCACAUCUGAUUUACAGAAUCAUCUACACCACAUGCUUGUUGUGUUGCUUCCUCUUGGUUAGCUUCCAGUUGUGUUUUCAGAUCGGAUAUUUGGCCUUCCCAUCUGACUUUUAGUAACUUGUUGGAAUCAGUGUUACAUCAAUUUCAAGGGUAAAAUAGUAUACUUUAGUAACAAAAUUGCCAAAAAUCCUAAAAAUUCUAAAAGUAAAGGGCAAAAAUGAACAAAAAUGUAGACUAUGUCCAGCAUAUAUACUUUUUGAAAAUGUAGAGAGGUAGAUUUUUUUCUUUGUUUUGUAUUUUUGUAUACAAGGAUGAGCACUAAACCAGAUAAUAAAUUCUAUAAUUUUGCCAUAAAAAGCAGGAUUUCAAAAGCAAGAGGGCAAUUCAAAAAACAAACAACCCACGAAAAAUGGCAAACAUGCAUGUUAGCCUUUUUCAAAAGCAUUUCAAUCCAGCUGGCUACUGUGCACAAUAUUAUGUGAAUGUGUAUGUUUUUAAUGCUCUUUUGAAAUCAACUUAUUUUAGCCUCCUUUUUUUAUUUUUCUUUUUUUUUUGCAAACAACCUGAUAACAUGAAAGGUUUUGUUUCUUCUGUGGAAUAUUGUUCUGUGUAAGUUCUUUAACUUAAUUAGGGCAUUUAGCAUAUUGCAUAUAGUCGCAAGGUGACAAGAGGAGGAAAUCAUGCAUAUAAACUUGGUCAUUCAUAUUUUAUUGGAAUAAUUAAUUUGAACACUGGCAGUUUCCACACUGAUUCAUCGAACAGUCCAAUUCUCUUGUGAACACAUCAGCUGUCAUUUUCAAACAGGCUUUAAUAUCAGAAAUGCAAAGAUAUGACAUUCCUCCAAAAAUAACUAUAGUUUGCUUUUAAGAAUUAGCAUUAUGCAGCAUUAUAGUGUUUGCCUUGUGUAGGAACCCACUCAUGUCUACAGCUGCUCUUUGGGCCAGUAAAUGGUAGUGCACUGACCAGGGGGACACACAUUGUGUUGUAUAUCAGUUUAUUUGAAAUGUAUUUCAUGUGAAUCUUUAAUGCACUUUUUCAAGAAAGGAAGAUGUAAAUGUUUCAAAAUUGCUGUAUGUCUGUCCUUGAAACCACUUUAGAGUACACUGUAGCGUACAUCUCUGUGAAAAUCGCUCAAGGGUCACUGUACAGAUGAAUUAUUUGUAAAGUUGCUUCAAAUAAAGCCAGAAGCAAGUGCAAACUA